Rattus norvegicus (Norway rat) is the source of this 2144-nucleotide messenger RNA. NCBI's taxonomy places the organism in Eukaryota, Metazoa, Chordata, Mammalia, Rodentia, Muridae. The record is from RefSeq and is a predicted model, not a curated record.
ACAUUCUGUGGUCUUGGCCUAUCAGAGAGGACCUUGAAGAUUCUUAGAGGUUCUACUUUGUGGCACUCCCAAGAUAAGUAUGGUCCUCUAACACUCAAGUCAUCUCUGUCCAGCUGCCUUUUAAGAUGCCAAGAUGACUGAGGAUUCUCUUCCAACAGAUAUUUUGGCUCACAUGAUAGCCAUUAACAACGUGCCUCCUCCUCCUCUUCGCAGUAUACCACGCCUGAAAGUGCGCAAAACCAUUAAUUAUGGUCAGUUAAAUGCCUUAUGCCACAUUAGAGGACUAGAGAGCAGGCGGAAUUCUUCCCUUUAUUUGGCAGCUCAUGAUACAUUCAUCAAGCAAUAUCCUCAGAUAUUCCUCCAUGAAAAAACAGUAUUGCCUAAAGUUCCUCAACCGGUUGAAAAAAGAAAAUCUGAUCUACAGAUAGACCAGAAGAUAUCCCAACCUGUUAAAUCACACAAUAUAUCUCUGUAUCUCAGUGAAGCGCGUGGUGGUCCUUGUAUUAAUGAAGGCGAACUCUCUGAAUCAAAGUUCCAGAAGUUCUUAGAUAUCUUAAAGAAGCUGGUUUCUCUGAGUAGCCCUGGUUGUCUGGGAACUUGCUCUGUAGACCAUGCUGACCUCAAACUCAGGCCAGUAUACAGAACAAUCCAUGAACAUAACUUUGUGUGGAAGAUGUUGAAGAAUAUUCCAGCUUUAACCUCUCAACUUAGAAGUGAGCAUCUAAAAAUCCUGAGUAAGAAAGUCAUGUCUGAAACCUGGAUCAAAGGUAGCACAGUGAUUGGUGAUGAUGGACUUUAUAUCAUGCUGACAGGCCAUGCUCGACGUCGUGUAAAGGUGUUCAGAAGUCUGAUUGAAGAAGAGGACUCAAUCGUCUCUUCUAUCUCCAGAGAAAGUUUUCUUUUUGACGUAGACUUAAAAGAUUCUACAGUGGUUGAGUUUUAUGUACCUUCAAAGAAAUUAACAGUGAAAAAGUGGGGUGUCUUUGGAUCGCUGGAAGUUCGACCUGACAUGGAUGAAUGUGAACGUUCAAUUGUGACAGACGACGACUGUGAAAUCCUGAAAAUACCUACAAAGGAGUAUGAGAAGUUAAAAUUGGAAAAAGUAAAACGUGAAAAUGCACAAAAGUUGAAAUUAAUUCGCAAGUGUCCGUUUUAUGAAAUUUGGCCUACCUUAUCCAUAUAUGAACUAGUUUCACUUAGUACAUUCAAAAUUUUUCCUCCAGGUCAUGUGUUAGUAGAAAGUGGAGAUAUCAUUUCAUUUGUGGGUUUUAUCAAUUCUGGAUAUUGUAACAUUUACAGAAAUAUUGUUGGACUCGUGGAUCUAUCACUUAAAGUGAAGAAAAUUAAAAAACUUGUUUAUAUGGGUAAACUUAAGGAGAGGGAGUCCUUCGGUGAGAUCAGUAUUCUUCUUCAAUCUCCCUUUACAUGCACAAUUAUUACUGGACGGGAAGUUGAGAUGGCAAUUAUUGAAGAUAAGGAUAUACUCGCACUGGAUCCAAUAACCAAGGAACUUAUGAUUCAAACAGCAAAACCAACUUUUGGGCAUCUGACAGAAGAAGACGUAAAAAAUGAAUAUAUAAAAAAAGUACAAGAAAAAGAAUGGAAAUAUUUCAAGAAUAAGACGAUUCAAGGAAUCUUUCAAAGUAAAGGAGUUCUUCCUGGCUUUGGAAAAUGGGAACACGAUUGGUCAACGAUCCCCAAGAACUUUAAGAGCAGUCUUAUCACUUAUACAUGAUACAAGUCUCUUUAUAUCCAGUGCUUCCAUCUUUAAUAUUCAAUUGCUUUUUGGCCAUUUUACUUUAUUUAUUUUUUGAAUAGCUCUAAAUAGUUAUAUAUAAAACUAUAUCUAUUUUAUUUUCUACAACAGAUAGCAAUAGCCCUUCUAAUACUUUACUAUGUAUCACCUCUCAGUAUAUUUGCUUUGUAUAGCUAAAUGAUUUUUAUAUUGUCAUAGGUUUUUCAUUGUGAGAUAGUAUAUUAUAAAUGAAAAUAAGUGGUAUCUUUUAUAGCAAUGAUUGUAAAGGGCUCCAAAGCUUUAAGUAAAAUACUUUCCUACAUGGAAACACUAAGUAGAGAUAUUUAAAUAAAAUACCACAUUUUAUUUCCUUGUACAGCAUAUGACAAUAAAAACAUUUUCCAUUAAA